Molecule: messenger RNA, 1937 nt
Organism: Acanthaster planci (crown-of-thorns starfish)
Lineage: Eukaryota; Metazoa; Echinodermata; Asteroidea; Valvatida; Acanthasteridae
Source: RefSeq, a predicted model, not a curated record
UUCGAGUUGUGAUCACUAGAGCACAAUGCGAUUCUAUACAUCUGGAUAACAAAAGUGAUGCAACUCUGUGAGGAUGAGAAAGGAAAGGCUGACAUCUUAUGAGAUGGAGCAAGAACUUGGACAAGGCUGGAGUGAUGAAGGUGUAGCAAUGCUCUGCUUUGACUCGUCCAGCAGCGCAUUCCAGGGGAGACUGGUCACACCCACAGGCAAACAGUAUGGCCUUAUGGGUAAAUCCUGUGGCCCCCCUCCAGACACCCACUUCCACCAGUGUUGCUUCGACGAAGACCCGGUGUUCUUCAAAAUCACUGUCAUUGAUUACAAGAGGAGAAGUGAGACUUUGCUGGACUACAUCAUGAAGACAAACGGGGACAACUGUUCACUGACGUCAGACAAUCUUGAAUUCAGUACAGAUGAAUUGUUGACCGAUGAGAAGGCAGAUGAUGUAAUUAAAAGGUUCUUUGACAAGAGUCUUCUGGGCAAGGACUGCCUUGUUUGUGUUGGACAGUGGAAGAUGCAGGUGAACUUUCCUUGUCCAGAGAAGAAAGAUGAGGGGGACGACUCUGACUUUUGAGCUGCAUUUUGAAAUAUAAGAAUCACUACAGAUAAUAGUGGUACGGAAGUCAGUGCCGUGUGACCACAACACAAUUUUCUAAUUGGCACAUUCAAUCUCUUGGCACAUGGUCAGCAGCAGCAAAAGCUGACAUGGUUGAAAAGGUCACUUGUAAAGGAACUUUGGAACAUGGCUGAAUACUCGAAAGAAAACGACGCUAUCACUUGUCUCUUGGUCAAAGCUGUUUAUUUUAUUUACAAAAUGAACUGUGCUUACAAUACACAUUUCCCAUUCAAGUAAAGCUAUGCAAAUAAAUGCAAUGUUAAUUAUGGUGAACAGUUUGUUUCCAUUGUUCAAGUGUUUUGUCUACUCUUCCAAAUGUUUUUGCUAGAAACCAUUUUUAAAUCAUUUUCAGUCUAUUUACUGUCAACCUUUGACAUCUACUUUGCACUUUUUAAGGUUGAAAAUUGUCUCUCGGCACACUGGAGUCCCUUUGUACCGUCAAACCCCUUAAUGAGAUGCAUGGGACUUGACGAGGAUUGAUGCAACUCCUUGUGUCAUCAAGAGUGAAAACAAUACAAAGAUGAGCAAAAUGUCUACGUGGAUCUCAUUUUCAGGGUUUAACUCAACCACAGACAAGAGAGUACUUAACCCAUAUUCUACAGACACUUUAAAUUUUUUAUCUUUAUCAAGAACUCUUGCUGGGUGACUCCUGUAUGGAAUAAACUUCAGAAAAAGUGACAUCGAAGGGCCAACUUCAAUGCAGUCUAGAUUUUUUGUGAGUAAAGUCUUUCUAAAUGCACCUUUGUGCCAUUUAACUUAGUUCUUGUGCCAUUUUAGGGGGAAUUAGCAGUGUUGUAAUCAAGUCCAUCACAAGUCAUUGAGUCUUAAGCCAAUUCUAUUCAAAUAAGCUGUAACAAAAGUAUUCUUUUGUCAAUGGUCACCCUCGCACCUGAGACUGGCCUUGUGAAAGGACUUGUGAGGGACUCGAAUACAACACUGGAAUUUGGACGCCUUGAUUUUUAAUGCUAAUGAAAAUUUGUAUGUUCAUGAGCAAGGGUUCCAUGUCAACUCAAGAAUAAACUUUCUAUUCAUGAAGUAACGGCACAGACAUGUACAGGUAUGCAGGUGGUGAACCUCUGGAUUUUCUUUUCUUUGGUGCUUCAUGCCAGCACAGGCCACAGUGCAAAGUUUACUAAUAAGUAAUUUUAGAAAGCCAAAUUGGGGUCCACACUUUGAAAUUAAUUUGAGAGUGACUCCGGUAACUCACGGCAACGGCACCCUCAUUUAGCAGGAAGGAGCAUCAUGAAAAUUUGAAAUGCACAAAAAGUACACUUUUCAAAAAGACUAACUACAGUGGGACGUCAAAUAGUUCUCGUACAUUGGA